UUGAGCGGAAAUUAGCGAAAAUGGUGUCGGAUGAUACCGUCUACGGGGUUCUUUUAGUAUUUUCGGUCGCGUUUGGACUGUACACGAAGAAUCUUAAAGGGGCUGAUACUAGACAAACCGUAUCUAGCAUAGCCGGAUUUUGUACAAUCCUGAUUAUAUGCCAUUUACACGUUUUCCACUCAAUUAUCACCGUAAUUGGAACUUGUGUCGUGCUGAAAUGUGUGCCUCACCGGAAAUGUCAUAUUGCAUGUUUCAUUUGGAGUUUUGGAUAUCUGGCAGUAUUUCGCACUGUUCAUCUUCUGGGAAUUCCUGCACCACCUCCUCUUUGUAAUGCUGUGCAACUGUUCCUGACUUUGAGGAUGAUUGGGCUGGCCUUUGAAAUCCAUGACAGCAGGAUGGCUGUGUUCAAGGAGGAUGCCACACAGGAGGAAAAGAGACUUAUAAAGAAGUAUGUACAUAUCGAUCCAGACUUCUCAGACAUCUUCUCCUAUGCCUACUGCUACAUUGGAAUGAUGACAGGACCGUACUACAAGUAUCGGACAUAUCAGGACUGGCUAGAGGAAACUAAUAUGGAAAACAUUGCCACACAUACACCGUUCUGGAAGAAAGUCAAGCCAGUUCCCAUCAUUCUGGCAUGCUUCUUGGCCUUCUCUCACUAUUUCAAUAUCCAGUAUGUGGAAUCAGAUGAGUUCUCUGACCACCCUUUCUGGUUUCGAUUGUUCUACAUGGUGCCGAUGUUCAUCAUCUUCCGAACCCGCCUGUACAUCGCAUGGCUGCUGUCAGAGUGUAUGUGUAUCACCUCAGCUCUCGGAGCAUACCCAGUCAAAUCAAAACCCAAGUGUGGACAAGGCCCAACCGAUCUCAAGGCUCUCGAAGAAAUACAGAAUGAACCUGACAAGAAAUCUAUUGAGUACAACUUCCAGUCUGUGUACAAUCUUGACAUCUAUGGUUGUGAGUUGGCAACAACUACCAGAGAGGGUCUUCGCAGCUGGAACAUGACUGUACAGUACUGGUUGGCUACAUACAUCCAUCGUCGCAUCCCGGCCAGUCUCAAGGCCUACAGGGUGUCUAUCACGAUGGGCGUGAGUGCAUUCUGGCAUGGCAUCCACCCUGGCUAUUACCUCAGCUUCUUGACGGUACCACCGAUUCUCAUGGCAGAGGCAGCUAUGUCCAACGCAUUCCGCCGAGAAGCGUCUCCACGACAAUUGUGGCUGUUCGACUGGGGAUGCUGGUUCUUCAAGAUGAGGGGGUUUGACUACAUGUGUAUGGGUUUCCUCCUGCUGCGGUUGAACUCGACACUAAACUAUUGGUGGUCCAUCUACUUUGCUGGACAUGUGGUGGUGGUUUUGUUUUUGGUUAUUGGAAAUGUUUUUAUGAAAAAGAAAGGGAGUGAAGUGAAGAAGGAUUAGAUUUGAUUGAAUACAGAGAUUAUGUAAUUCCAAUGAACUGGUCCAGUAUGACAUGCCAAAAAGUUCUAAACGUGAUAUUUGAAAUAUGGCCACUGUUAAACUCAGGGAACAAGACAGUAAUUAAUGAAGUUGGAAAAUUAACUUUCUUUAUCCUGUUAUCAUAACAUGAUAAAAUGAUUGGACUUUUGGCUCUAAAACUGUGGAGGUAACUUUUCAGAAUAAAUGUAGGUAAUUAAACUUUCCAAGGUUACAGUGACACAAUAGAAAUUAAUGUUGAAAAACAUAUGUAAUUGGGCAUAAGUAGAGAAAUAGCAGGUCUUAUUUUACAGUUUGAUUGUGACUGUUGCUAAUCAAAUUAUUGGGUUCUUAAGAUAGAGCUAUUGUUAUGUUACACAUGUUAGAGUGAUUUGUAGUAUAUUGUGUAAACAAUACUUGUUAAUUUUUUCCAGUCGGUUUAUUAACAGGUACCAUUAUGACAUAUAUAUAUAUGUAUGUGAUUUCCAUAUUUUUUACAUUUUUAAGCUUUUGAAAGUUUUCUUUGAUACAUAUCUAUUCAUUUAUGUGUGAGUUGCAUUUCAAACAUAAUUCUUGUUUUCAGUUGAAAGUGAUUUAGGAGUACCUGUACUUUUACAUUUGACUCUCUUCUAGUUGGAGUUGAUUACAGAGCUAGUAAGCCAUGAAGCAGAUUGAAACAGAUACUUGUAAAGUUAUGUGUUUAUAAACAUGCUUUAAUCUUAAAUAGUGUACAGAACAAUUAACACUUUAAGGGCCUUGACUCUGUUCAAUAAUGUGAUAUGUGAUUGCAACACCACACUUUCACAUAAUGAGAUGUUAGCAGCCUUGUAGAAUGGGGACCAGGUCUUAUUGGCCUGGAUGUAUUUGGUAUUCAGUGGUUUGGUGUGUGGUGCUGAUGUGAAGAGAUUGAAGCUAGAAUUAUGGAAACUGAAAUAUGUUCAGUGUAUGUGAUGAGCUCGUAAAUUGUUGCUUCCUCUGAUUAAUUGUGUUCAUUGGGAAAUGAAGAAAUCGUAUGAUUUAAUAACAUUGUAACACAUCUGAAAUUUUCACUAAUUACUAAAUGAAUAGAAAUGUAUCUUUUCUUAUUAUUUAUAUGGCAUUUAGUAAAGUUUUGACUUAACAAGUCAUUUCUGUUUUGCCAGUUUUAUCUAAUGGUGAACAAAGUUAUCUCCCCCCUGAACAGGUAACAGGAAUCUACUCAUACAGACAGAUAACUGAAGGAUAUAUAUUAAUUGAACACAUGAUCUGGCAUACAUCAGUUACAUGUUUUUAAGAUAAAUAAUUUCCUAUCCAGUCGUACAGCCAGUUUGUCGAUUAAUAAUGCCUGUCAAAGACGCUAGUCAUUUAUGUUUCUGAUUACUCAAACCUCCUUUCAGGAGCUGAUUUUGAGCACUGCCAUAACACUUCCUCCUUCAUAUACUGACUGUACAAGCAUCUCAGCCCUACUUCAGCAUCAUACAACACAAAUACUGUAAGAUAACUCACAGGAGCUGUAAAUAAAAUAUACCCCAUCUAA
Molecule: messenger RNA, 2940 nt
Organism: Haliotis rubra (blacklip abalone)
Lineage: Eukaryota; Metazoa; Mollusca; Gastropoda; Lepetellida; Haliotidae
Product: lysophospholipid acyltransferase 7-like
Exons: 8
Coding region: 21-1409 (462 amino acids)
Biological process (GO): lipid modification; phosphatidylinositol biosynthetic process
Cellular component (GO): mitochondria-associated endoplasmic reticulum membrane contact site; membrane
Molecular function (GO): lysophospholipid acyltransferase activity
Source: RefSeq, a predicted model, not a curated record